AUGGGUAAAGGUUUCAAAAUCCGACUCUCUAGACUAAUCCCCUACUUCAAAUCCUGCCGUUCAAAACAUCCAUCUAAUCUCCCAAAAGAUCCUGUCCCUACAUCCUCCCUUCAAUCUCAACCCAAUCAUCCCCGCCGUUCAUCUUUCAAACACAACAUCCCCUCCACCUUCUUUUCCACCACCCCCAAAACCCGUCUCCCUUCAAAACCCAACCCGACCCGCUAUUCAUCGUCUUCAUCUGAAUUUCACGGUUUCAAGUGGCAGAAAUUCGUCGCCGCCGCUGCCGACGACGAUGACACGCCUCCCCGGAGGAAAAUUUACAACUCUGCCGCCUCCGGCUGUUCCGAUUACUCCGACGACGAUGAUCAUGAUCAUGAUCAUGAUGAUGAUGAUGAUGAUAACAUCUUCCAUUCAAUCACCCCACCCGAGAAGAAGAAGAAGAAACAGAGAAGCCGAAGACAUAGUCGUAGUAAUCGACUGUCAUUCAGAAUCAGCACUUCUUCUUCGAUGGAAUGCGGAUUGUUUAUGGGCAAGAGAGAAGAUGACGAACUAUUCACCGUGAAAGAGAGGAGGAAGUUGGAGUUUGAUCGGGAAACAGCGCCGGCGAGGUUAUCGGUUUUUAUUAAGAGGAGUUUAAUCCGGUGUGGAGGAGCGAAGGCGGAGGGGAAGGUGAGAGAGAGUUUUGCGGUGAUGAAGAGGUCUGAAGAACCGUACGAGGAUUUCAAGAGGUCGAUGAUAGAGAUGAUAUUGGAUAAGGAAAUGUUUGAUAAGAUAGAAUUGGAACAACUUCUUGCUUGCUUUCUAUCACUUAAUUCCACUAAAUAUCAUGGAAUUAUCGUUCAGGCUUUUGCAGACAUUUGGGUUUCUCUUUUUAAUCUUUAA
Messenger RNA from Impatiens glandulifera, 882 nucleotides. Its product is annotated as transcription repressor OFP7-like. The record is from RefSeq and is a predicted model, not a curated record. Gene Ontology annotation, biological process: negative regulation of DNA-templated transcription. Bases 1 to 882 code for a protein of 293 amino acids. The transcript has a single exon. NCBI's taxonomy places the organism in Eukaryota, Viridiplantae, Streptophyta, Magnoliopsida, Ericales, Balsaminaceae.